Molecule: messenger RNA, 258 nt
Organism: Miscanthus lutarioriparius
Lineage: Eukaryota; Viridiplantae; Streptophyta; Magnoliopsida; Poales; Poaceae
Source: the annotation of a GenBank genome assembly
AUGACGACGACGUCCCCGCGCGUGUGUCUGCUCGCCAUGGCGCUGGCUCUCGCCUGCGUGCUGCUCGUCAGGUCCGCCGACGCCGCUGCCGCCGAGGGCUCCGCGUACGGGUGCAACCCUGCCACGGACAAGACGUGCAAGCCCGAGGGCGUGGGGGUGGUGCUGCCGGGCGGCGGCAUUGACCUUGACGGCGACGGCGACGAGGACGAGCUGCCGCAGUUCGAACCCCACCUCACGAUCCUCGGCCAUGCCCACUGA